AAUAUAUUGUAAUUUAUGGAAGACCCUGCUGGACCCCUGAAGGAGGAGGAGCAGAAUCCACUGAGGAGGAGCAGGUCCGGCUAUAAAUCCUCCUCCCUCCUCUUCCUCCUUCCUUCUUCCUCCUGCUGCUCCUUCCUUCUUCUUCUCUGGUUCUUCAGCUCCAUCAUGGGCUUCGGUGACCUGAAAUCAGCCUCCGGACUCAAAGUCCUCAACGACUUCCUGUCGGACCGGAGCUACAUCGAAGGGUUUGUCCCCUCUCAGGCUGACGUGGCGGUCUUUGAGGUCCUCUCGGCCCCGCCCCCAGCAGACCUGUGCCACGCCCUGCGGUGGUACAACCACAUCAAGUCGUACCAGAGCCAGAAGAACAGCCUCCCAGGUGUGAAGAGACCUCUGGGGCAGUACGGCCCUGUGGGAGUGGCCGACGCCACCUCAGGCUCCGCCCCCGCCGCCUCCAAAGACGACGACGAUGACGACAUCGACCUGUUUGGUUCUGACGAGGAGGAAGACACUGAGGCGACCAAGCUGAAGGAGCAGCGCCUGGCCGAGUACGCCGCCAAGAAAGCAAAAAAGCCCGCUCUCAUCGCUAAAUCGUCGCUCCUAUUGGACGUGAAGCCAUGGGACGAUGAGACGGACAUGGCCAAGCUGGAGGAGUGUGUCCGCAGCAUCGAGAUGGACGGGCUGGUCUGGGGACAAUCCAAGCUGGUCCCAGUGGGCUACGGCAUCAAGAAGCUCCAGAUCAGCUGCGUGGUGGAAGACGACAAGGUGGGCACAGACAUCCUGGAGGAGAAGAUCACAGCCUUCGAGGACUUUGUCCAGUCCAUGGAUGUAGCAGCUUUCAAUAAGAUCUGAGUUAAUCAUGUUUAAUAAAAAGCACUUGGCAUAAAACA
Messenger RNA from Xiphophorus maculatus (southern platyfish), 887 nucleotides. It is a transcript of the gene eef1b2, whose product is annotated as eukaryotic translation elongation factor 1 beta 2. Gene Ontology annotation, molecular function: translation elongation factor activity; guanyl-nucleotide exchange factor activity. Lineage: Eukaryota; Metazoa; Chordata; Actinopteri; Cyprinodontiformes; Poeciliidae. Gene Ontology annotation, biological process: translational elongation. Gene Ontology annotation, cellular component: cytosol; eukaryotic translation elongation factor 1 complex. The record is from RefSeq and is a predicted model, not a curated record.